AUGGAAGAUAAUGCAGGUAGUCCAGUUAAAGCGAAGCGUAAAUGUUAUAGCAGACCACAUACAAAGGAAGAACGAAAACAGGAAAAGAAGCGACACAGAGAUCGAAAAAAGUUUUUAAAAGCGAAGCGUCAAGAUGUUGGCAAAACUGUAGGAAAUCCUGUUGAACAUUCAACUAAACUUCAACCAGGAGUUGCAGCUCUACAGGUCGCCGAUCAAGGUAUCCAGGCUGAGAACCGUUUGGAGAAGAAAGGAAUUCUUGAUAAACCAUCCAAGAUUACUAACAUUGAACGCAAACAUAUUUCACCACUAGAAAAAAGUCAAAUAAUUGGAAGUGGGACAUAUGGCAUUUGCUAUAAAGGCUAUUACCGUGGUAAUAUUCCUGUGGUUAUUAAGRCUUUUCGAGACUCGAUCUCAAAAUCAGAAGUAUUACACGCCACAGAAGAUAAUAAUACCCACACAUUGAGCCAAGCCAUGAAAGAUCRGCUUUUAGGAAGAAGUGAAAUGAUGGAUGUUAUUAUACAAAUUGCUACAACAYUUGGCUACAUUCAUUCUAGAGGCUGGUUGCACAAUGAUUUAAAGGAAAACAAUAUUGUUCUCCACGUGAUUUCCGGACGUUGGAAUCCAGUCAUUAUAGACUUUGGGAAAAGCGUUUUAAUAAAGAAAUCCCAAGUUAAAAGAAAAACCAACCCAGAGCCCUCAAAAUAUCCAUGGAUAGCUCCAGAGGUACUGGAGGGCCUGUCUGCCCCAUCUGUUUCAAGUGAUAUCUUUUCUUUGGGACUGAUGACCAAACACAUCUUUAAAGCUAUGAAAGUACAAGCUUUAGAGUCCCUCUACUCGUCCUGUCUUUYAGUUGUUGCAGAUGAACGUCCAAAGAAUGCGCAAAUAGUUGCUGUCUCGCUAUUGAGGUUCAAGAAAUCUAGUAUUGCAAAAUGA
Messenger RNA from Exaiptasia diaphana, 933 nucleotides. Its product is annotated as probable serine/threonine-protein kinase DDB_G0281745. The record is from RefSeq and is a predicted model, not a curated record. Gene Ontology annotation, biological process: protein phosphorylation. The coding region runs from base 1 to 933 and encodes 310 amino acids. NCBI's taxonomy places the organism in Eukaryota, Metazoa, Cnidaria, Anthozoa, Actiniaria, Aiptasiidae. Gene Ontology annotation, molecular function: ATP binding; protein kinase activity. The transcript is spliced from 2 exons.